Messenger RNA from Oncorhynchus masou masou (cherry salmon), 2434 nucleotides. RefSeq names its product mitochondrial glutamate carrier 1-like. Gene Ontology annotation, molecular function: L-aspartate transmembrane transporter activity; L-glutamate transmembrane transporter activity. The transcript is spliced from 7 exons. The record is from RefSeq and is a predicted model, not a curated record. The coding region runs from base 622 to 1284 and encodes 220 amino acids. NCBI's taxonomy places the organism in Eukaryota, Metazoa, Chordata, Actinopteri, Salmoniformes, Salmonidae. Gene Ontology annotation, biological process: L-glutamate transmembrane transport; aspartate transmembrane transport; malate-aspartate shuttle.
UAUAUAUUUGACUUAAAGUAUAAGCUGUCAAGUUGCUGUUCACAAUUAAUGCAGUAGUUGCUCAUUACUGAUAGAAAAAAAGCAAUAUUCACAUGUGAUCUUAAAUUGAUUGAUUGUCACCACAAUGUAGUGAUGUUUAUAUGCAUCCUUCGUUAUGCAAAUUGUUUGUUAGUUCAUUUGAAUUUUAAUUGAAUGACAAAUGGUGUUUUCCAUCAAUCCUUAUAAAAGGAAAUUGCCACAUUUUCAAUUGAUCACAUGAUCAGUGUUCAGUGAAAUGCAUUACUAUAGCCCUACUGAAACUGAAUAUUGUAUGUAACACAUUUAUGAGUGGCAACAGUGUCUAUUGUGGAAAGGAGGUUGGAGCCUGUUUUAUGGGGCUCCAUUUGUGUGAGGAAUGCUUGUUUUUUUUGCAUCUGUGUUUUUCAUAUUACAGACGUGGAUCCCCCUGGGAUAUUGAGAGGCUAGCCGAUAUGGCGCAGCCACGCUGGAGGCAAAUCAUUUAAUGGUGCUGCUGUGAAUCUGACCCUGGUCACUCCUGAGAAGGCCAUCAAACUAGCCGCAAAUGAUUUCUUCCGGCAGCAUCUUAGCAAAAAUGAGAAGGGUUUGACAGUGUUUAAGGAGAUGUUGGCAGGUUGUGGUGCGGGCAUGUGCCAGGUUGUCAUUACUACUCCUAUGGAAAUGCUCAAGAUUCAACUUCAGGAUGCAGGGAGGCUAGCGGCUCAGCAGAUAAAGCCAGCCUCGAUGUCACCCACUAAGCUGGCUGCCACCAGGGUGCUGAGCAGGUCUUACAACGCGGGGCCCAGCACUGCAACCAGUGCGCUGUCUGCUACCCAAAUCGCCCGGGAACUUCUCCGCACUCAAGGCAUCCCGGGCCUCUACAAAGGCCUCUGGGCCACCCUCAUGAGAGAUGUCCCCUUCUCCAUGGUCUACUUCCCACUAUUCGCCCACCUCAACCAGCUGGGCCAGCCCUCUCGAGAUGAAUCCGCACCCUUCUACUGGGCUUUCUUCUCUGGCUGUCUGGCUGGCUCUACCGCAGCUGUGGCAGUCAAUCCUUGUGAUGUUGUGAAAACGAGAUUGCAAUCUCUAAACAAAGGUGCCAGUGAGGAGAGCUACAACGGUGUGGUUGACUGUGUCAGUAAGAUCAUGCGUAAGGAGGGUCCCUCUGCCUUCCUGAAGGGAGCAGGCUGCAGGGCGCUGGUCAUCGCUCCUCUCUUCGGCAUCGCACAGGUCAUGUACUUUAUUGGCAUCGGAGAGUUCAUCCUGGACCUGUCCCCUUUCAACUAACUACCCGUCUGCAUGAGAUGAGCAACCCUGCCUGGCUGUGCAUGGGACUCACUCACGUCGGAUGAAAAGUAUCUCAGCAAAAGCCUUGCAGCUAUACACCGUCAGUAUAUAUUACAGAAAAUAAACCCACGUAAGGACUGUUGCGGUGUCAGAGCUUUGGAGCCUGGAAAAGACAGGAAAACCUCCUGUAUGGUCUAAUGGCUGUACUGCACUUCCUCAAUGUUUUCCUGGCUUAUUUAAUGGGCUGUGACCAAUGUUUUCGCCAGUUUGCUGAACUGGGGGCCGAGAACUGCAGCAGGGGCUCUGGCUGGGGAGUCCCUCUGGUUCCUCUUUCUCUGUGAGGGACAGGAGGUGGGGACCACUUCAACACAACCAACCAACUUUUCUUUUUUUGUCAUUCAUUGUUUGUCUGCAAUUUUUGGGGGGAUAAUUUAAGAUUCCACAUCUGUGCUGUUGCUGGAAUGCAAUACUGUGGAGUAAAUAGAUUUUGUGUGGGUAUUUCAAAGCAAGUACUGUAUUUGCAAUCAUGUGACUUCAAGCCUUCAAUUAAUCUGAUUUACAUGUCUGAAUUGUUAAAUUCACUGAGGUCAAAAAUCUCUUGAAAUAUUCUAGAAGUAGCUUUUUAACAUUUUUAACUGGCACCAUUUCACCAAGGUUUAGUUUGAGAUCGAUGGACCAAGCACUUAAUGGCUAUUCCACAGCAACACCUCAUGGUUUGUUGCCAGACAGAUGACCCCAUCAUGGUUUAAUGAAUUGUCAGCAUUGUUAAUCUUUUUUGUAUUUUUUUAAUUCUGUUGUGGAGUUGUGGAGUGUUCUGUUAUUGUCCAUGUUACUUCAGGGAUAUAUAUUAGGUCAAGACUUAGAUUAGUUAAUGGUCAUUAUUUAGUUUUUUUUGUAUUGAUAACAUGCCCCUAAAUUUCAUGCAAAUAGUUUUGUAUUUUCCUUAUGAGUGGAUUGGUAUUUCUACACACUGUAAGGAAGCAAUACUUUAUCCAGACUGACUGAGCCUGCCAAAUGGCAUCACUAAUACUAUCUGCACCCAGAUAAUCUAACACAGGAAUUGACUGUUACAUUGGUUCGUAUGAUGUAUUUCUAGUCUUGUUUUAGAUGUUUAUUUGAUAAACAUAUACUAACAGCUGUCUGCUCUUAA